Messenger RNA from Brassica oleracea var. oleracea, 1683 nucleotides. Its product is annotated as serine/threonine-protein kinase BIK1. Gene Ontology annotation, molecular function: ATP binding; protein kinase activity. NCBI's taxonomy places the organism in Eukaryota, Viridiplantae, Streptophyta, Magnoliopsida, Brassicales, Brassicaceae. The coding region runs from base 220 to 1401 and encodes 393 amino acids. Gene Ontology annotation, biological process: protein phosphorylation. The record is from RefSeq and is a predicted model, not a curated record. The transcript is spliced from 6 exons.
CUCAUUAACACCAACCCUGUUUCUCAUUUCGUCACCUCGCCAUCUCUGUUCACAUCUCUCUCUCUCUCUCUCUCUCUCUCUUUAACCGCGUGGGUUGUCAAAAGUUUCUAUAAUUCCUCUUAUCCUCUCUGCUCAUAAACCAUACAAUCCUCCUCAAGAAGCUGAACAAGAGCGCUCAAGAAUCAAGAAAGUGGAGAAAACGCACUUCUUCUUAGCUAAAUGGGUUCUUGCUUCAGCUCUUGCGUCAAAGCCGAUAAUCUUUUUCACAAUGGUAAGAGCAGCGAUCUUUACGGUUUAAGCAUCUCAAGCCGGAAAUCAUCGUCCACGGUGGCUGCUGCUCAGAAGACGGAAGGGGAGAUUCUUGAUUCAACCCCUGUCAAGAGCUUCACCUUCAACGAGCUCAAACUCGCCACCAGAAACUUCAGACCGGACAGUGUGAUCGGUGAAGGUGGGUUUGGUUGUGUCUUUAAAGGCUGGUUAGAUGAAACCACUCUCACUCCGACUAGACCCGGAACCGGUUUAGUCAUCGCUGUUAAAAAGCUUAACCAAGAAGGGUUUCAAGGUCACCGUGAAUGGCUGACGGAGAUUAAUUACUUGGGACAAUUGAGUCACCCCAAUCUAGUGAAACUGGUUGGUUAUUGCUUGGAGGAUGAGCACCAUCUUCUUGUAUAUGAGUUUAUGCAAAAAGGAAGUCUUGAGAACCAUCUAUUCAGAAGAGGUACAUACUUUAAGCCGCUGCCAUGGUUUCUACGGGUCAAGGUUGCGCUUGAUGCAGCAAAGGGACUUGCUUUUCUUCAUAGUGACCCUGUCAAAGUGAUAUACCGAGACAUUAAGGCCUCCAACAUUUUGCUUGACGCUGACUACAAUGGGAAGCUUUCUGACUUUGGGCUGGCGAGGGACGGUCCAACGGGUGAUCGAAGCUAUGUUAGUACAAGGGUUAUGGGUACAUAUGGCUAUGCGGCUCCCGAGUAUAUGUCUUCAGGUCACUUAAAUGCAAGAAGCGAUGUAUACAGUUUCGGUGUUGUGCUUUUGGAGAUUUUGACGGGUAAACAAGCGUUGGACCAUAACAGGCCGGCUAAAGAAGAAAAACUUGUGGAAUGGGCUCGACCGUACCUCACAAGCAAACGCAAGGUGCUCCAAGUAGUGGACGCUCGGCUGGACACGCAGUACCUACCCGAAGAGGCAGUGAGAUUGGCCAGCAUUGCUGUGCAGUGUCUCUCCAUCGAACCCAAGUCACGUCCGACCAUGGACCAAGUGGUCCGUGCCUUGCAACAACUUCAGGAUAACUUGGGAAAACCGACUCAGCCCGAUCCGGUUAAGGAUGCCAAGAAACAGGGUCUUAAAACCGGAGCUAAGUUACAAGAAACACGAUUUAAGCAAAGACCUUUUGGGAAGCAUUAAGCUGGUUAGUUCAGUGAUGGACGGCCAGGCACUUGUUACUGCAAAUCGAAUACGGUUAUGGACAAACCGUGAAGGUCGAGAUUAAUAACGGAUACAUAAAAUUUUGCCGGUAACAAGUCACAUACUCAACCAUAGAGAAACAUGUGGUUUUAGUCUUUAGGCUUCCUCAUGUGCUGAAGUAUAUAUGUGGUAACUUUUUCUUGUUUUGUAACCACUAUUGUAUUUUGUUUGUUCCUCAAAACAUUUGAUGUAGAGAUUUUUCGAAUAUCUCCAGUUUUUGAA